CCUGUAUAUCUAUACGUAUAUAUGUAUGUAUACACUGUCUCUGUUAAUUUAUGAAUCUAAAAUUAAUUUUUAUUUUAUUUCCAUUUCCCAGUUUCCUCCAAAUCUCUUUCCUGAGGACAAGAAUUCAUUCUAAACCCUAACCAGACUCGACUCGUUCUUUUGGAUUCCUUCCGGGUUCCGAUUCAGAUUUCCUUCUCGGGCUGCGUUUUUGCAAUAUGAGUAACCAGAAGAAGAAAAAUUUCCAGAUAGAGGCGUUCAAGCAUCGGGUCGUGGUCGAUCCGAAAUAUGCCGAGAAGACUUGGAAGAUUCUCGAGCAUGCGAUCCAUGAAAUUUACAAUCACAACGCCAGUGGUCUCAGUUUCGAAGAACUUUACAGAAACGCCUACAACAUGGUGCUGCAUAAAUAUGGCGAGAAGCUGUAUUCUGGGCUUGUAAACACCAUGACCGCACAUCUCAGAGAGAUAUCCAAAUCUAUCGAGGCAGCUCAGGGAGGAUCGUUCCUAGAAGAGCUCAAUCGGAAAUGGAACGACCACAACAAAGCGUUGCAGAUGAUCCGAGACAUUCUGAUGUACAUGGACAGAACUUACAUUCCGAGCUCCAAAAAAACCGCUGUUCAUGAGCUGGGGCUUAAUCUUUGGAGGGAUAACAUAGUGCAUUCCAUCAAAAUCCAGACACGGCUUCUUAACACCCUCCUUGAUCUAGUCCAUAGGGAAAGGACUGGUGAAGUCAUAGAUAGAGUGUUGAUGAGGAAUGUUAUCAAGAUGUUCAUGGACUUGGGCGAUUCUGUGUAUCAGGAGGACUUUGAGAAACCCUUUUUGGAGGCUUCUGCUGAGUUUUACAAGGUUGAAUCUCAGGAUUUUAUCGAAUCGUGCGAUUGUGGAGAUUACCUGAAGAAAGCGGAGAAACGUCUGAUUGAAGAAACGGAUAGGGUCUCCCACUAUUUGGAUCCGAAGAGUGAAGCUAAGAUUACUAGUGUGGUUGAGAGAGAAAUGAUUGCUAACCACAUGCAGAGACUGGUUCACAUGGAGAAUUCGGGUCUGGUUAAUAUGCUUCUCAACGAUAAGUACGAAGACUUGGGUAGAAUGUAUAAUCUGUUUCGUAGGGUUACCAAUGGUCUUAUCAUGGUCAGAGAUGUUAUGACUUUGCAUCUCAGGGAGAUGGGCAAGCAACUGGUCAUGGAUCCAGAAAAGUCGAAGGAUCCAGUGGAAUUCGUGCAGCGUCUGUUGGAUGAACGGGAUAAGUAUGACAAAAUCAUCAGCACGGCAUUCAGCAACGAUAAGACAUUCCAGAAUGCACUCAAUUCCUCGUUCGAGUAUUUCAUCAACUUGAAUGCCCGUUCUCCCGAGUUCAUCUCCCUGUUUGUGGACGACAAGCUGAGGAAAGGGCUAAAGGGUGUGAGCGAGGAAGAUGUGGAGGUAAUUCUUGAUAAAGUUAUGAUGCUGUUCCGCUACUUACAGGAGAAAGAUGUCUUUGAAAAGUACUACAAACAGCAUCUGGCCAAACGCCUCUUGUCCGGGAAAACUGUGUCGGAUGACGCUGAGAGAAGUUUGAUCGUGAAACUGAAGACGGAAUGCGGGUAUCAAUUCACUUCGAAGCUGGAAGGCAUGUUCACCGACAUGAAGACAUCGCAGGACACAAUGCAAGGGUUUUACAGCAGCCACUCUGAGCUGUCAGAGGGACCCACACUAGUGGUUCAGGUUCUGACAACCGGGUCAUGGCCCACGCAGCCGACCGUCCCUUGUAACCUACCGGCUGAAGUUUCGGUUCUCUGCGAGAAGUUCCGGUCAUAUUACCUCGGGACUCACACCGGGAGAAGACUGUCCUGGCAGACCAACAUGGGAACGGCCGAUAUCAAAGCCGUGUUUGGAAAGGGUCAGAAGCACGAACUGAACGUGUCGACGUUUCAGAUGUGUGUCCUCGUCCUGUUCAACAACUCGGACCGACUCAGCUACAAAGAGAUCGAACAGGCGACAGAGAUUCCCGCCCCGGAUCUGAAACGGUGCCUGCAGUCGCUGGCAUGUGUGAAGGGGAAAAACGUCCUGAGAAAAGAACCGAUGAGCAAAGACAUAGGGGAGGAGGACACGUUCGUGGUGAACGACAAGUUCACGAGCAAGUUCUACAAAGUGAAGAUAGGGACAGUGGUGGCGCAGAAGGAGACAGAACCCGAGAAACAGGAGACGAGACAGAGAGUGGAGGAAGACAGGAAACCGCAGAUAGAAGCGGCCAUCGUCCGGAUAAUGAAAUCGAGGCGAGUGUUGGAUCACAACAACAUAAUCGCCGAGGUGACGAAACAGUUGCAGUCGAGGUUCCUGGCCAAUCCCACGGAGAUCAAGAAGAGGAUCGAGUCUCUUAUCGAACGCGAUUUCUUGGAGAGGGACAGUACGGACAGGAAACUUUACCGUUAUCUUGCUUGAAAGUCGGGCGGGAACGGGGACGGAAAUCGGAAUCGAAAUCCGUCAGUCAUUAUUGGUUUCGGUGUCGGGUUUUUCUCUCGUUUGUCAAUAACCUUAUGAUUUGUACGUUAGCGUUUCGGGUAAGUAUUGAACGUUAUCUCUAGUUCCGACCGAAUCUCUUCAUUUGUUUCAGCUUUCCAUUGUUUUCUAUGUUCCAUUUGUUAAAAAUGUCAAUCUCUUUCUGCUUCA
This is a messenger RNA of Tarenaya hassleriana, 2642 nucleotides long. Its product is annotated as cullin-3B. NCBI's taxonomy places the organism in Eukaryota, Viridiplantae, Streptophyta, Magnoliopsida, Brassicales, Cleomaceae. The transcript is spliced from 3 exons. The coding region runs from base 216 to 2414 and encodes 732 amino acids. Gene Ontology annotation, biological process: protein ubiquitination; ubiquitin-dependent protein catabolic process. Gene Ontology annotation, cellular component: cullin-RING ubiquitin ligase complex. Gene Ontology annotation, molecular function: ubiquitin protein ligase binding. The record is from RefSeq and is a predicted model, not a curated record.